UAACAAGAUGGCGGCGCCCGUGGUCUAUCGAAGUUUCGUCAAUUUUAGGCUCAUAAAAAGUAGUUUGAGUCAGCCCAUGAUCAUUUGUAGAAAUGUCAAUCAUGCAGUCAACAUGGGUCAGUUCAAAAGAACUCCUUCUCUCAUGAUCCCUGGCAAUCCAAGUCUGCUACAGAAAUUCUACUCACAAUCCUCAAACGACAGCAGUAGCAGCAAAACACCACUGAAGAAACCAUUUACUCCUUUAGGGAAACAUGAUGGGACUUCAGAAAGGCAUCGAGAUGGAGAGAAGGAACCUCUAGAAGCUUUUCCUGAUGAUGUUAAUCCGACAACCGGAGAGAGAGGCGGACCAAGAGGACCAGAGCCAACUCGAUAUGGAGAUUGGGAACGUAAAGGCCGCUGUAUUGACUUUUGAUUUAUUGGAUCAAAGUUGACAGAUAUGAGAUGCUGAAUGAAGCACUAUAUGUGUAAAUACUGUAUUUAAGUCUAUACCAGUAAAAAGUAAUCUCUUUGUAAGUCACUCUUUUAUCAAGAUGGAACAUUAGUUCAAACUGUUUAGACAGUCACCUGUCGGCAACUAAUGUUACAACCUGCAACCAAAGCAAAUCUCUCUGUGCUGUGAUGUGUGUUUAAUUCGACAUUAAAUCUAAUCCAAUGAAGAAACAUGUCCAUCUAGUAGUAGGUCAUCAAAUCAUUUUUACACCUGUUCUUUAUAAUGUAAAGGUGUAAUAAUUUUCAUUGGCCAUUGACUGCAUGGAGGUGUUGCCGUGUUGGUAAUGUAUGCUUCAUUUUUCAAUAUUGUCACCUCAGGCUUUUCUAGAGUUAUUCUCUGAUAAAUCAUAAGACAUAAACCAUCACUUAUAAUUAUGCAGGCCUGAUACUUCACGCAGGCAACGGAGGCGAUUGCCUCCGUUGCCCCUUGCCAUUGCCUUGGUGCCCUUG
Asterias rubens (European starfish) is the source of this 939-nucleotide messenger RNA. RefSeq names its product succinate dehydrogenase assembly factor 4, mitochondrial-like. The record is from RefSeq and is a predicted model, not a curated record. NCBI's taxonomy places the organism in Eukaryota, Metazoa, Echinodermata, Asteroidea, Forcipulatida, Asteriidae. The transcript has 2 exons. Bases 8 to 412 code for a protein of 134 amino acids. Gene Ontology annotation, cellular component: mitochondrion. Gene Ontology annotation, biological process: mitochondrial respiratory chain complex II assembly.